Molecule: messenger RNA, 2801 nt
Organism: Hymenoscyphus albidus
Lineage: Eukaryota; Fungi; Ascomycota; Leotiomycetes; Helotiales; Helotiaceae
Source: the annotation of a GenBank genome assembly
CAGCACAGCUUGAGCUCUCUCAAUUCAACCUCUGCGCCGCCAGCAUCAACACCCUCACACGAUCCAUCUACUUCCUUCCCUCUGACGACAUCACUUUGUGUAGUUGACUGAUCUACAGCUUCAUCCGCACAACACGUUGCGCCCCAUCACCCACCUCCAUUGACUGCAGACUCCGACACCAUCUCCUCAUUCCCUCCUCCCUCUACCAUUGUCCUCCUCCCGAAACAAAAGCCAAACACAGCAAGCAAACGCUCAUUAGGACAGAACUCUCAACCCACGCUACGCGCACAUACACUCUGGUGCCUUCGCCUUCACAACCGUGCCCUGCCCGAAAGAUCCUGAUUCUUCAACCUACAGCAUUCCCCAUCGCCGACGGUAGAAGAGAAAAGAGACAGCGAAUUUGCUUCGUUGAAGGACCUAAAAAGGUUUGAGGAACCGUCUCUACUACUACUUCUUCCCCAGGGGAUUUUACUCAUCACCCAACCCACCUCCAUCAACACCUCCACCUUCACCUCCUCGUCAUCAUCACCAUCGCCCUGAACCUUCUUCCCACCCUCUCCUACAGCAGAUCUUUUCAAGAAUUGUCUGCAGUCUUCUGUCUCCGUACAGCCCUCCGUCCCCCUAUCUAUCUCGACCUCAUUCCUUCCUCAACAUCCCCGUUUGUCAAUAGCACUGGCUCUCCCUCCCGAUCAUCAACACCAGCACGUUUUCCUUCGAAAAAAAACCCCCCAGGUGUACAUAACGAUCAAUCCAAAGAAAAAAAAACUUGUUUCCGACCUCCUUCCCGAUAAACCUUCUCCAAAAUAGUGAAGAGAUUAACCCAUAGCACGAAUCAAUCAUGUCUGCCACUCCACCACCGACCACAGCUCCGACCCAUUCCACCAAGAGACCUCUCGAAGACCCAUCUUCACCUUCAGCUCCCAAUGAUCAACCUGAAGCCAAACGUCCAGCACUCGACAAGAUCGUCAAGAGUGAUGAGGCGGAAUCAAAGCCAGCACCUAAACCAAUUGAGCUACCUGUGGUCACUUCAUCACCAGAAAAGAAGGAGGCUACCAAUGGCGUAAAGCUUGAAGACAAAGAUGCACAAGGCGAUACUGUUGUCCCUGAUGCCGCCCCUCAAUCAAUUGAGACCACGGUCACCUCGAAUCGAGAGAAUUCCACCAGCUCAACUCUGCCUCACGAUGAGAGUGCUUGGAUCCAUAUUCGUGCUGUCAUCACUAGUGCCGAAGCUGCCACCGUUAUUGGUAAGAGUGGUGAGAACGUCUCUCUUGUUAGAAAGAUGUCGAAUGCAAAAUGCACAGUGAGCGAGUACCAAAAGGGAGCCGUUGAGAGAAUCUUGACAGUCAGUGGUGUUGUAGAUGCAGUAGCAAAGGUAUGUUCAUUCUGUCCCAAUUGAUUAGCAUAUGCUAAUCCAGUAGGCUUUUGGUUUGAUCAUUAGAACACUCAACAAUGAACCCCUUGAGUCGCCAUCCAGCAGUCAAUCGAAGACCUACCCUCUGCGAUUACUCAUUCCCCAUAUCCUUAUCGGUUCAAUUAUUGGCAAGGGAGGAGUCAGAAUCAGAGAGAUCCAGGAAGCUUCUGGUGCUCGUUUGAAUGCUUCGGAUUCCUGCCUACCACUAUCAACCGAGCGAUCACUGGUUGUUCUUGGUGUUGCGGAUGCUGUUCACAUUGCUACCUACUAUGUAGGCAGCACACUUUUCGAGCAACUUUCUGAGCGAUUUGGUGGCCCCGCUGCCUCUUGUUAUGCUUCUCGAAGUGGUGGACCCGCUGGUGUUGUUCCUGGUGGCAUGCAAGUUGUACCAUAUGUUCCUCAACCAGCUGGAGGCAACUAUGGCCACCCCGACCACCACAGAGGCCGUAUGGAUCGUGGACAUCACACACCUGCACAGGCUUAUGGUCAACCAUACCCACAACAACCACCUCAGCAACAUCAACCCGCCGCUCAGCCAAUGCACUAUGGCGGACAACCAGCAGUUGCAGGAGGCUACGGUGGAGUUGGACCCCAGCAACCAGUACACCCUGGACAACCCGGACCUCAAUCCCACGCUGGCCCACCAGCUCAACCAAUGCAAGGCAUGGUCCCAGGCCAACCAUUAACUCAGCAAAUUUUCAUCCCAAACGACAUGGUUGGAGCCAUCAUUGGUAAGGGUGGAGCCAAGAUUAACGAGAUCCGUCAACUCAGUGGAAGUGUCAUUAAGAUCAAUGAACCACAAGAUAACAGUAACGAGCGAUUGGUUACUAUUACUGGCACACAAGAGUGUAACCAAAUGGCUCUCUACAUGCUGUAUUCUAGACUUGGUUCGAAACUCCCUUCCCUGCAGCCCCCGAAUGAUUUUACUAACACGUAAACUUUACAGAGAGUGAGAAACAUCGCAUCUGAGUUUCAUGAUCCGAUAUGAUCUCAUUUGGACGGAAGAGAAAAAAGACACGAAUUUUAUAAUAUGCGGCCAUCCACACCCCUGUCCACCAACUUGAAUGGGGUCUUUUUCCUCGACAUUUUUCUCUUUUGCUGGGGGUUCACUUUUACUGGCGUAUCAUGGGAUAUCAAAUUGGGGGCGACCACUAAAAGCCAGUUUUUUUACGCUUUGAGAGGGCAUGGGUUGAUUUGGGGAAUCACCGUUUGGCUCUUUUAUUUGCUUGUUUUCUUUUCUUCUUUUUUCCCCCGAGAUUUGUGUCUUUUGGGAUGGAGAUUCCUUUCGCACUUCCUUUCAAGAGGGAGUGAGAGGGGAAGGGAAGGGUGAUGACCGCCAAUGUUGUUCGGAUAUUGGGCAUAGUUCUUUGAUGAAUAAUUUUUUCUGAUA